Molecule: messenger RNA, 618 nt
Organism: Cooperia oncophora
Lineage: Eukaryota; Metazoa; Nematoda; Chromadorea; Rhabditida; Trichostrongylidae
Source: the annotation of a GenBank genome assembly
AUGGCUUUGAGAACUCUUCGGCCAGAUCUGAACAUCGCUCCAUAUGAGGACGGAGUCGUUACCUUACCUGUCAAAGAGGGGACUGUAGUUGCUGUUCGGAAACCUGAUAGUGAAGAUGCUCCUCCAGCAAAGAAGAUCAAGCUGAAUGCGUUGGAGUCAGCUCUGUCACUACUUGACUGCAUGCGAAAACUCUGUGCAGAACGUGUUUCUGAAGGACCAUACAAUCCUGUGUUCGAUAUCACCGACAUAACUGAGAAUGCUGCUACUACUCCUGGAGAAAAGCGGAAGUUCAGGGCUACUCUAACCUUUGCGGAACAAGGCAAGGUUUACACUCAUGAGGGCUUUGGUAAAAUAUCGACAAGAGAUGUGGCAGUGCGUGAGGCAUUGCUGGAUCUCUUUAAUGUUCCGCAAGAAGAUAUCCGCAGAAUUGUUCGUCGUCAUUUGAUGGGAAAGCUUACUGAUAUGCCAAUCAUUCAGACGCUCUACCAAGUCGCCCAUCUAUGUUGUUGUGAGGUGCAGUUCAAGGUAGACAUCAGUAACGACAAAGCGAUGGGCCAUCUACCACCAUCAUUUGUCGCCGUCUGCACUCUCAUCGAUCAUUCCAGUAUUUUGCUUUAG